Messenger RNA from Selaginella moellendorffii, 1141 nucleotides. Its product is annotated as protein HEADING DATE REPRESSOR 1. Bases 303 to 899 code for a protein of 198 amino acids. The record is from RefSeq and is a predicted model, not a curated record. Gene Ontology annotation, biological process: regulation of flower development. The transcript is spliced from 3 exons. NCBI's taxonomy places the organism in Eukaryota, Viridiplantae, Streptophyta, Lycopodiopsida, Selaginellales, Selaginellaceae.
AAGUAAGCGUUCAACAGCGCACAUUGGGCUUCCUUUUUACUUCUUCGUGCCACUCUCAGUCCCGUCCCGCUAGCCCUGAUCCCCUGCGGCGUGCAUCGGUCGGAUUACGAUUCGAUUCCUUCCAUGGAGGCGCUAGCGAGCUAGAUCCCUUGGGCCAGGUUCGUCGGCAAGGCAUAGGGUUUUCUCGGCAUUUUACACUGGUGAUUCCGAGCUCGCGGCAGCCGCCAUUGCGCUGGGAUUUCCUUCGGCAGCCAAAGAAAAUGUGCUGAUUGUGUGUGUGGGAUUGGUAAAUCUUUAGGGAGAUGGCGCUGGAAGUAGCAGCCAAGCCAAUGGAAAUCGAUCCCAAAAUUACUUCCGGAAAACCAGAGGAACUUAUGAUCCAUACACCACCUCUGGGAUCGAGAAAACCGGCAAAGUUGAGGCUAUCAGCGAGUAAGAAACUAGACAAGGACGAUAGCAACAUCGUUCUAGAGGACGAGUUCCCGUUGACAGACAGAAAGAGAGCUCUCUACGAGCCUCUUGCGCCUUCCACGGGUCGACAAGCGCAGGGAUCAUCGCUCGAGAGCUUCCUCCCCCCUCCAGACUUCGAGACGGCGACGUAUCCCCGAGGUUGGGUGAUUGGCAAGAAGAGGAAGCUUGUCAAUGUUGAUGUGGUGGAGAGCAUGAGACGCAUUGCCGUGCAAGAAAUGAACCGCAAGGACCGGGAGAUCACUGAGCUAAACGAGCAACUCGAGGAGGAUUCGAGGACGAUGGAGCACCUCCAAAUGCAGCUCCAGCAGGAGAGAACGAAGCGUGCUCAGAUGGAGCGAGAGAACAGCAUGCUCCAGGGCCAGGUAAACAUGCUAAUGACCAUGAUUCCAGAUCAAGAGCCCGAAGAUGGUGAGACUUUUGAGACGUAGCCCCAGGUACUCGACAUUCUUUCUCCUUAUACUGUGUUGUGAGUGUAUGUAUUGUCUGUGUGUGUGUGUUGAGAUCUUCUCAACAAAAGAGUCAGGACAGUCUGUAGAUAAGUAUACAAAAACAAAAAGUCUCGUUUUUGGGAGUGUGUGCUUAGGGAGAAUAAAAUGGCCAUGGGUAGUAUACAUGUAAAAAGGAUUCUUUACCCUUUUUUUUUAAUGCAAGUCUUAGAUGUAAAGGAAAA